CGCGCACGCUGAUCCGGUGCGCUCGAGAUCUCCGCCGUGCGAAGGGAAGCUCAACGGUGCUUUACAGUCCUGUCAAUAAAAACUGAGAGGAGCACGUCAGAAAAGAGGUCUAUCUGUUUAUUUAACCCAUAUUUCCAGCGAGUAAUUGAUUCAGUUUCGGGAUUCGGAUUGUUGUAGCUCGUGAGGGACACUUGGAAAGACUUUCUUCAGCUGAUUCUCCGAUCGCGCUUCGGCUCUACCGGAUACCCGCGCUUGAAUUAUUCCAUGAAGGAUCAAGAGUUGCUUUUUCACGCAAAGUGGAUUUUUUUGCACUCGAUCGUGCCGUGGGUCCGUGUGUGUGUGUGUGUGUGUGUAUGUGUGUGUGUGCGCGCUGUGUGUGUGUGUGUGUGUGUGUGUGUGUUUCACUGAAGAUCAGAGUCGCUCCUCCUGAUCGGGUGUUUUCUCACUGCGAUCUGUUUCCAUGUUUUUAGGUUUAUGUGAUAUUUCUAAAAUGCAUCAUCAUCACCAUCAUCAUCACCAGAGAAUGGCCACAUUAGGGACGGAUAAAGAACUUAGCGAUUUACUGGAUUUCAGUGCGAUGCGAAACAGCGAUUUGAAAAUGUUCCCAACAUCAAUGAUGUUUUCCCCUCCAGUCAGCAGUGGAAAAAAUGGGCCGACAUCUCUAGGAAGUGGACAUUUCUCCGGCUCAAAUUUGGAAGACAGAGCAAGUUCGUCUUGGGGAAAUGGAGUUCGUGCCACAAAGAAUUACGCAGACGGCUCACAGUACGGUCACAUGGCCAGCCGGGACCUGGGGUCACAUGACAACAUCUCUCCGCCAUACGUCAACUCUAGAUUAGCAGGUAAAACAGAACGAGCGUCGUAUUCAUUUGGACGAGACUCCAGCGUACACGGCUGUCAUCAGUCUAGUCUCAUGGGAGGUGAGGUGGGGAUGGUCAGUCCUGAGACCGUGUCGCCCACCAAACUGGGCUCGCAGUAUUACCAGCAUUACGCAGGAAACCCGCGGCGACGACCCUUGCACAGUGACUCCAUGGAAGUCCAAACGAAAAAAGUUCGGAAAGUUCCUCCUGGUUUGCCGUCCUCAGUAUACGCCCCGUCUGCAAGCACUGCCGAUUAUAACCGUGAUUCACCGGGUUACCCCUCAUCAAAAGCACCGGGCAGCAGCUUUCACAGUUCUUUAUUCAUGCCAGACGGUCAUCAUAGUGCAGAUCCAUGGAGCUCGUCCGGCACUAUGAAUCAGCCCGGAUUCAACAGCAUGCUGGGAAACUCCACGCACAGCGCUCAGAACAGCAGUUACUGCGGCAUUCACCCACACGACAGACUCAGUUACCCGUCUCAUUCGUCGGCUGAGAUUAACCCCAGUCUUCCCCCCAUGUCCAGUUUCCAUCGCAGCGGCGGGACGAAUCACUACAGCGCGGCAUCCUGCUCAGCCACGACUAAUGGAACGGACAGCGUCAUGGCAAAUCGAGCAUCGAGCGGAGCAGGAAGCAGUUCGCAGACGGGAGACGCAUUAGGAAAGGCCCUGGCUUCAAUCUAUUCCCCCGACCACACCAAUAACAGCUUCUCAUCAAACCCCUCCACCCCUGUGGGAUCACCCCCCUCGCUCACAGCUGCUAGUUCAGCCGUUUGGUCGAGAAACGGUCAGGGAGCAUCAUCCCCGAGUUACGAGCCGCCGCUGCACUCGCUGCAGAGUCGUAUCGAGGACAGGUUGGAGCGAUUGGAUGACGCGAUUCACGUGUUGCGCAGUCAUGCAGUCGGCCCGUCCACAGCGAUGCCCGGCGCUCAUGCAGACAUGCACGGACUGAUGAAUCCCUCACACUCUCAUAACGGGGCGAUGAGUGGCCUGAGCGGUGGGUACAGCUCAGCACUGCUGCCCGGCAACAGACACUCGCUCAUGGUGGGAGCUCAUCGUGAGGAUGGUGUUGGUUUGAGGACCGGUCAUUCUAUCGUGGCCAAUCAGGUUCCAGGACCGCAACUUCCUGUGCAGUCGGCCACUUCCCCCGACCUCAGCCAUUCCGACCCUUACAGGGCUCUCUCGGCCGGUCUUCAGGGUCAGAGUGCCUCGUCCGUGAGUUCAGAGAUUAAAUCGGAAGAUGAAGGCGAUGAGAAUCUGCACGACAGUAAAUCUCUGGACGCAAAGAAAGAGGAUUUGGACAUCAAGGAUCUGAAAUCUAUAGAGAGUAACAACGAUGACGAGGAUUUGACCCCGGAACAGAAGCUCGAGCGCGAGAAAGAGCGGCGGAUGGCGAAUAACGCUCGCGAGCGUCUGCGUGUCCGGGACAUCAACGAGGCGUUUAAGGAGCUCGGCCGCAUGGUGCAACUGCACCUCAAGAGCGACAAACCGCAGACCAAACUGCUCAUACUGCACCAGGCCGUCGCUGUCAUCCUGAGUCUGGAGCAACAGGUCAGAGAGCGGAACCUCAAUCCAAAAGCGGCAUGUUUGAAGAGACGAGAAGAGGAGAAGGUGUCGUCGGACGGCCCUCCGCUCUCAUUGGCUGGUGCCCACCACAGCUUGGGCGAAUCAUCCAAUCCCAUGGGACAAAUGUAAACAGCCACACCCCCCCCGUAAAUGGUCAAAGCUGCCAGAAUUUAUCAAAAUGAUGAGCGAUCACUUCCUUUGACAACAUCAUCUGUGCCCCUGAACGUCAGUCAAACAAUCAACGAAUCAAUCAAACCUCCAUCUGAACAUCCAACUCCCAUGUGUUCCUCUUCCUGCAUCACGCCAACUGGAUGGAUUUACUGUAAAUUACGGAGAAUCACGCGGGAUCGGCGUGUAUCUCUUCCUCCGAGCAUUCCUUGUCCAAAAAACGAGACGUUUUAACAAACGUACGAACAUACAACAAAAGAUUCGAAACGCGCCGACAGAAGGGGGGAUUCUUCAAACAUAUCAUGAUGUUGUUGCAACAGCGUUUGGAGGUGUCGCGAGCAGCUCUCUGAGUUUAAUGGCAAUCUCGUCCACACUGUGGAACUUUUGCAACUGUGCCUCAUGGAAUUCCACACGGAAGUCAAAACGGAAGAAGAGAUUUAUGAAAUUCUGAAUCAGUCCAUGUAGAGAUCGGAUCGAGAGAGAGAGAGAGAGAGAGAGAGAGAGAGAGGCGGGCUUUUAAUCAACAACAGUAUUAAAAAAAUUCAGACCUUUGCAAUAAUGAUUUUAUUGUUGUGUACUUAGCAACCGAAAAUGUGGUUCUGGUGAGUUAAAUCUGUUGUAAAAACCAGCAGCUAAUGAAAAUUUCGAGGCCAUUCCUUCACCAGGGUCGAACAAGUCUGGGCUCAUUUUACGAAAACCUCCCCAAGGUCACUUUAUAGGUUAAGAGCAAUCACGCCGUGCUUUAAGAAAGCCACCAUGCCACAUUUAGCAGAAGAUAACGGUCGGAAGCACCGGCAGGUCAUUCCACGUUUUAUUUGUUUGUUUUCUGCCCUACUCUAGCCGUCUACUCUACUAAACCCCUUCCACACCCUAACGAUGCAAUUUUAACAUAACUACACUUCAACCAAUGUGCCUUUUAGAGCUCAUAUCAUCACACAAACCGAGGAGAACAUUAUCAGAACUUUCUAGAAUGCAAGCUUAGGAAAAUGUUAGUCAUUAGGGUCUAUGCAGUCGGGCUUUUGAUGGCCUGGAAUUUAAAAAAAAAAAAGAAAAGUAAAAAGGUAAAAAAGUAUUUUUUUGGAUAAACUGUAUUUAAUGUACUGUAUGCCUAUAUGUAAUUAGAAGGUGUGUCCAGCCCCUCGUGGCCCCGCCCACAGCCCCGCCCACCUGUCAAUGUCGUGAACGACACGUUAUUGAGCUUUGUAUUAUAGCUAUCAGCUUUUCUGAACACUGGCUUGUUGUUGAGCCGCUGUAGUCCUCAGUACAAAUGUGUGGUUAUACGUGUAAAAAAUGGCUUUUUCCUCUUUUUUUAUCUCUCUUAUUCUUUGUCUGUACUGGUUUCUCUGUCAACAAAAAAAAAAAAAAAAAAAAGGAAAAGAAUAAAAUAACAAACGAAACCGCGCGCGUCCAUCCGAGGAUUGGCGGUGGUUUUAUCGACGCAAUCAACAAGAGGCACUGAAACUGGACAAAAAAAAAAAAAGUCUAUUAGAAAAUCGACAUAUAUUUAAAUGUAGAAAUAUAUACAGUAUAUAAAGAGAGGUGUCGAUUGCAUUCGAUUGAAAGUCCGUGAGGAUUUUUCUUUCUUUCCAUAAAGCUUGAGCGGAGACGUUCCAAGAGACGUGACUCUGUUGUGAUAUUUUUCAUGAAUUCAUCGCGGCUGUACCGACGCCUCCGCGGGACCGAAGUGUCAUCCAGAGAAACACGGACAUUUGGAAACUGUAUGCAACAAAUGCAAACUUACCAUUAUUUUGAAACUGUGUAUGUAAAAGUUAUAUUUUUACAUGUAGGCUGUUGUUAUUUUGUGUUUAGAAAAUACGUUGUAUCCGUUUUUUUUCUUUCUUUGUUAUAUAAGGCAAAAAAAAUAUAUUAAUUGUGUGUUGAAAUGUGUCACAUUGAAAAUGUAGUGAAAAAACAAACAAACAAACAAAAAAAAAAAACAUUAUGUUUAUAUUUCUGGGAACAUUUUUCUUUUGUAAAACGUGCGGGUGGGAUCGGGAGUCAAAGCUAUACGAUAAUUCUCUCAUUUCAUCAUUACAUUGUCAUUUUUAAUUGUAUUUUUGUGUAAAUAGAAGUGACAAGCAGAGUUAACGAUGUUUUUCUGGGAUGUGUACUGGCGAACGCUUAUUAUGUGGAUGACGUUAAUGUGUGUCAACAAUCAGAUUUUAAUUUCCCUUGUCACUUUUGGAAAAAGAUUAGUUGUGGAAAAGCUGAGUAGCGAUGCUUCGAAACUACGGCUAAAUUGUGCUACGCAUUCGCCACUCAGAAAUGCAAAAUGUCAUACAUUUUUAUACCUUUUUUUUUUUUUUUUUGCAGGUCCAAAUUGCGUUAUUGUAACGCUGAACGACAACACUCCAACAAAUUGUAUUGAAAAGUGCCGUACAUCUGUACUUUUGCAUUGCUUCACACAUGAUUGUGUACUUGUCUUUCAGUAAAUUCUCAACAUCUGAAGUUGUAUUUUGCCAGUGCUUAAGAUGUUUGACUAAUUCUCUCCUUGUGCCAUCAUGUUGUAGUAGCCGAUUUAAUUACGAUGAUUGCCGUGGAAAAAGAUGCUGUUUUCCUAUUGGUUGUUCAUAAUGUACAUACUUGUUAUUGCUUUUAUUAACUGAUUUUUUUUAGUCAAAAGCAAAACUGAACUGUAAGCGAUCUCUUUUCCAUCGUCAGAAUCAAACUCUGGGCAGUGUUCUCUAAAACUCUGUUGAUUUCAGUGCUCCUCCGAUAGAGAUUUGUGACAUAAAGAUUAUUUGAUGCAAACAGCAA
This is a messenger RNA of Myxocyprinus asiaticus (Chinese sucker), 5341 nucleotides long. RefSeq names its product transcription factor 4-like. The transcript has 20 exons. NCBI's taxonomy places the organism in Eukaryota, Metazoa, Chordata, Actinopteri, Cypriniformes, Catostomidae. Gene Ontology annotation, cellular component: transcription regulator complex. Gene Ontology annotation, biological process: regulation of transcription by RNA polymerase II. The record is from RefSeq and is a predicted model, not a curated record. Gene Ontology annotation, molecular function: DNA-binding transcription factor activity, RNA polymerase II-specific; RNA polymerase II cis-regulatory region sequence-specific DNA binding; protein dimerization activity. Bases 461 to 2545 code for a protein of 694 amino acids.